Saprolegnia diclina VS20 is the source of this 732-nucleotide messenger RNA. RefSeq lists its product as hypothetical. Gene Ontology annotation, cellular component: cytosol. Gene Ontology annotation, biological process: regulation of translation; cellular response to amino acid starvation. Bases 1 to 732 code for a protein of 243 amino acids. NCBI's taxonomy places the organism in Eukaryota, Oomycota, Saprolegniomycetes, Saprolegniales, Saprolegniaceae. The record is from RefSeq and is a predicted model, not a curated record. Gene Ontology annotation, molecular function: protein kinase regulator activity. The transcript has 2 exons.
AUGGUCAACGACGCCAUGAACCUCGCACCGUACCUCGACAUGAUCGCGCCCUGCCUCCAGAUGCAGCUUCUUGAAUUGAUUCCCGAGGUCCGCACCGUCGUGUUCAAGGCGCUGGGUAUGCUCGUUAAGGGCCUCGGCCAGAGCCACUUCCCGCGUCUCAUGCCGUCGCUGCUGCAAGCCAUCAAAUCGGAAUUGUCGUCGGUCGAGCGGUCGAGUUCGGCCAAGGGUCUCUGCGAGGUGCUCGAGCACCUUGGCCCGGACGCGCCUGAUCUCGAGAGUCUCUCCAACGAGUCAGACGGUGUCCGCGACGUUGCCAUGCACGCUGGCUCGAUCGUCGUCAAUGCGCAUGCGCUUUCCAACACAAAAGCCAACUUGCCUGCGCUGGAGGCCGGUAUCUUCGAUGACAACUGGCGCAUUCGUGAGUCGUCGAUCUCGCUCUUUGGCAACUUGGUGUACUGCGUCAUGCCCGAAGUCGGCCCGAUCCUGCGCGCGGGCCUCGAUCCGAUGGACCCGCCGGCAUGCGCCAGGGCUACUGCUUGGGUCUUGCCGAGGGUGCUCAAGGUAAAAUCGCGCGAAGUGCUUCCGUACCUCGCACCGCGCCUGCUCACGACGCCAACGGCCUUGCCAACGUCCAAGCGAUCGUGUCCGUCUCGAGCGCAGUGCUGCAUUGCGACAUGGACCGCCUCGGCAAACCAGCACGGUCCAUCUCUCUCCAUCACUAGCGACUUGUAG